AUGGGUAACAGCAGCGGUCCUUCCGUUCUCCCUACCUUACUGCUCCUGCUGCAGAACAAGAGCUACCCCGAACCUUCCGUCCCUCCGGUGGGCUACGAGAUGAUGGAGUCACCCGUCGGACCCAGCUCAGGCAGGAACCACUCUGUCCUGCAGUACCACUUGCGGCCGGGGGAAAAGGCAGCAGCCAGCAUGGUUUUGGGAGUGUUGUGGCUGGUUUCCGUCCUUGGAAACUCCCUCGUCUGCUUAGUGAUCCACAGGAGCAGGAAGACACAGUCCACCACCAACUAUUUUGUGGUCUCCAUGGCUUGUGCAGACCUUCUCGUCAGCUUUGCAAGCACGCCCUUCGUGCUGCUCCAGCUCACCUACGGCAGGUGGAGGCUGGGGAACGUGCUGUGCAAGCUGGUAAGGUACACGCAGUACCUCACCCCUGGAGUCCAGAUAUACGUGCUCCUCUCUAUAUGUGUGGAUCGGUUCUACACCAUCGUCUACCCCCUGAGCUUCAAAGUCUCGAGGGAGAAAGCCAAGAAAAUGAUCCUGGCCUCUUGGCUAUUUAACGCUGUGUUGGCAUCCCCCACUUUCUUUUUCUACAGCUCCAACAGCCACCACCAUUGCAACUUUUUUCUCCCUGAUUCUUGGGAAGGAGCUGUCUAUGGUAGCAUUCACCUCUCGGUGGUGUUUGUGAUCCCGUCCCUCCUCAUUAUCCUCUUCUACCAGAAAGUCAUCAAGUACAUUUGGAGAAUAGGCACCGAUGGCAGGACUGUCAGGAGGACGAUGAAUAUUGUCCCAAGAACAAAAGUGAAAACCAUCAAGAUGUUCUUAGCAUUGAACUUGGUGUUUCUCCUGUCCUGGCUCCCUUAUUACGUGGCGCAGCUGUGGCACCCGCAGGAGACAGACUACAGAAGCAGCUCCUUGCUUUUCCUGGUCAUCAUCUGGAUCUCCUUCAGUUCUUCUGCCUCUAAGCCAACCCUCUACUCCAUCUAUAAUGCCAACUUCAGAAGAGGGAUGAAAGAGACUUUCUGCAUGUCUGCCAUGAAAUGCUACAGAAGCAACGCCUACACCAUCACCACCAGUUCCAGGCUAGCCAAAAAAAAUCACGUUGGGAUUGCAGAAAUCCCAGCUCCGGCCAAAACUGUCACCAAAGACUCCAUCUAUGAUGCUUUUAACAGAGAGGAAAAGGAAAAAAAGCUUGCCUGGCCUAUUCUAUCCAAUCCCCCAAAUACGUUUGUCUAA
Molecule: messenger RNA, 1230 nt
Organism: Eurypyga helias (sunbittern)
Lineage: Eukaryota; Metazoa; Chordata; Aves; Eurypygiformes; Eurypygidae
Gene: GPR19
Product: G protein-coupled receptor 19
Exons: 1
Coding region: 1-1230 (409 amino acids)
Biological process (GO): G protein-coupled receptor signaling pathway
Cellular component (GO): plasma membrane
Molecular function (GO): G protein-coupled receptor activity
Source: RefSeq, a predicted model, not a curated record